Messenger RNA from Aspergillus niger, 4422 nucleotides. RefSeq lists its product as uncharacterized. The record is from RefSeq and is a predicted model, not a curated record. NCBI's taxonomy places the organism in Eukaryota, Fungi, Ascomycota, Eurotiomycetes, Eurotiales, Aspergillaceae. Gene Ontology annotation, biological process: transmembrane transport. The transcript has 4 exons. Gene Ontology annotation, cellular component: membrane. The coding region runs from base 1 to 4422 and encodes 1473 amino acids. Gene Ontology annotation, molecular function: ATP binding; ABC-type transporter activity; ATP hydrolysis activity.
AUGGCUUCCGAUCAGACAGUCCCCUGGUCCCGGGACGAGGAUCACCUAUUACGACAGAACACACCUAACACACUAGUUGCCCAGAAUGAAGAAGGUUCACCACACCCCUCUGUGGCCCUCAUUGGUCCCGAGGAGAGACAGAAUCUAGUUCGGAUCGCCACUCAAGAGUCGAUCAGACGGCGCUCCAGCGUCUACACCCAUCACACAGCUGCCUCCGGUCGCCCAGAAACCAUGGACACAAUCCGAGAGAAUGACCCCUGUCUUGACCCCCAGACGGACAAGUUUGAUCUCGGAAAGUGGCUUGCUUAUGGUCUUGGUGAGCUUCGUCGAGAGGGUGCUCUCGAUCUUCGACCAGGUAUCGUGUUCAAGAACCUUUCCAUCUCCGGGACUGGAGCGGCGGUUCAAUUCCAAGAUACCGUGGCAUCGACCUUCGCUGCCCCUUUCCAGAUUGGUGAGGCACUUCGGAAUCGUCACUCUCCACCGAAACGGAUCUUGAACGAGUUCAAUGGCGUGUUGAAGAGCGGAGAGCUUCUUCUUGUGCUUGGUCGUCCGGGUGCGGGCUGCAGUACUUUUCUGAAGUCACUUUGUGGCGAGCUCGAGGGGUUGACUGUCAACGAUGACAGCGUGAUACAUUAUAAUGGUAUUCCCCAACAUCAGAUGAUCAAGGAGUUCAAAGGUGAAGUGGUCUACAACCAAGAGGUGGACAAGCACUUCCCUCACCUCACCGUUGGCCAGACCCUCGAAUUCGCCGCCGCUAUGCGCACUCCACAGCAUCGUAUCAAAGGAUUAUCUCGAGAGGAACACGCAAAGCAUCUCACAAAGGUUGUCAUGGCUAUCUUCGGGUUGAGCCACACUUAUAAUACCAAAGUUGGAAAUGAGUUCAUCAGAGGUGUCUCUGGAGGAGAACGCAAGCGUGUCAGUAUUGCCGAGAUGACUCUGGCUGCAGCACCUCUAGCUGCGUGGGACAAUUCGACUCGUGGUCUCGACUCGGCCACCGCGCUAAAAUUCGUCGAGGCUCUGCGAUUGAUGGCUGACCUGACAGGAUCAGCUCAUGCAGUUGCCAUAUAUCAGGCGAGCCAGAGCAUCUAUGACAUCUUUGAUAAAGUGUCGGUACUCUAUGAGGGCUGUCAAAUUUACCUUGGACCUACCUCGGAGGCAAAAGCCUUCUUUGAGCGGCAGGGCUGGGAGUGCCCCCCGAGACAAACGACAGGUGAUUUCCUGACCUCCGUUACCAACCCCCAGGAGCGUCGCCCACGUGCGGGCAUGGAAGACCGUGUUCCUCGCACUCCUGACGACUUUGAAGCCUUUUGGCGUCAGUCACCAGAGUACCAGAAGAUGCUUGCCGAGGUUGCGUCGUAUGAAAAAGAACAUCCUUUGCAUAACGAUGAGGUUACCAAUACAGAGUUCCACGAGCGCAAGCGGGCUGUGCAAGCUAAGCACACGCGGCCCAAGUCGCCAUUCUUGCUGAGUGUGCCCAUGCAGAUUAAACUAAACACGAAACGUGCUUAUCAGCGGUUAUGGAUGGAUAUCCAGUCCACUGUAUCAACAGUCUGUGGACAGAUCAUCAUGGCCCUCAUUAUCGGCUCGGUUUACUAUAAUGCCCCCAACGACACUGCCUCUUUUGUUUCCAAAGGAGCAGCGCUCUUCUUCGCCGUCCUUUUGAACGCCCUGGCAGCUAUGUCUGAGAUCAAUACGCUCUACGCCCAGCGACCGAUUGUGGAAAAGCAAGCCUCGUAUGCUUUUUACCAUCCAGCAACAGAAGCUAUUGCGGGCGUUGUUAGCGAUAUACCGGUGAAAUUUGCUCUCGCUGUCGCGUUCAAUAUCAUUCUUUACUUUAUGGUCAACCUACGACGCGAACCGGCCCAGUUCUUCAUCUACUUUUUGAUCUCCUUCAUUAUCAUGUUUGUCAUGAGUGCAGUCUUCCGGACCAUGGCGGCGGUUACGAAAACCAUUUCCCAGGCUAUGUCCCUGGCAGGCGUCUUGAUCCUGGCUCUGAUUGUCUAUACUGGAUUUGUGCUGCCCGUUCCUUCAAUGCAUCCAUGGUUUGAGUGGAUUCAUUAUCUCAAUCCGAUCUACUAUGCGUUUGAAAUACUCAUCGCCAACGAAUUCCACGGGCGCGAAUUCCCCUGCUCUUCAUUUGUCCCGUCAUACGCUGACAUGAAUGGCUCUUCCUUCGUUUGUUCCACGUCUGGAUCAAUUGCCGGCGAAAAACUCGUCAGUGGUGAUCGUUACAUCGCCGUCAAUUUCAAGUACUACUACAGCCACGUGUGGCGCAACUUUGGGAUACUGAUCGCUUUCUUGAUCGCAUUCAUGGCGAUCUACUUCGUCGCUACGGAGUUAAACUCGUCCACCACCAGCACAGCGGAGGUGUUGGUCUUCCACCGCAGCCAGAAGCGAGCCUUGUCGCGUGCCACGAGCCCCAAAUCCCCUGAUGUUGAAAAUGGAGUUGAGCUAAGUACCAUUAAACCAACUGGCACGGGAAAAUCAGAGAAUCUUGGAGGACUCGCUCCACAACAGGAUAUCUUUACUUGGCGCGACGUGUGUUAUGAUGUGGACAUCAAAGGUGAAACUAGACGGCUUCUGGAUCAUGUAUCAGGCUGGGUCAAACCUGGUACUCUCACUGCACUCAUGGGUGUCAGUGGAGCAGGAAAGACCACUCUUCUCGAUGUCCUCGCCCAUCGAACCACCAUGGGAGUGAUUACUGGGGACAUGUUUGUCAAUGGUAAUGGACUGGAUGCUAGCUUCCAGCGGAAAACUGGAUAUGUCCAGCAACAAGAUCUUCAUCUCCAGACGGCUACUGUGCGUGAGUCACUGCAGUUCAGUGCUCUGCUUCGCCAGCCGCCUACUGUCUCGCUCAAGGAAAAGUACGACUAUGUCGAAGAAGUUAUCUCUAUGCUGAAGAUGGAGGACUUUGCUGAAGCAGUAGUCGGAGUUCCGGGAGAGGGCUUGAACGUUGAACAACGCAAGUUGCUAACUAUCGGCGUGGAGCUAGCUGCACGGCCAAAGCUUCUUCUUUUUCUCGACGAACCCACAAGUGGCCUCGAUUCUCAGAGUUCAUGGGCGAUCUGCGCCUUUCUGCGCCGUUUAGCCGACCAUGGCCAGGCUGUCCUCUGUACCAUUCACCAGCCUAGCGCCGUUUUGUUCCAGCAAUUCGAUCGGUUGCUAUUCCUUGCUCGCGGCGGUAAGACCGUCUACUUCGGACCAGUGGGAGAAAACUCGCGCACACUGCUCGAUUACUUUGAGGCCAACGGCGCUCCACGUCCUUGCGGUGAGGACGAGAACCCGGCUGAGUACAUGCUUGAGAUGGUCAACAAAGGCUCCAAUGCCAAGGGGGAGAACUGGUUCGAUGUCUGGAAGCAAAGCAAUGAGAGCCAAGAUGUCCAAGCGGAGAUCGAUCGCAUUCACGCCGAGAAGCAGGGAGCACCUGUCGACGAAGAUACCGAAUGGAGCCACGCCGAAUUCGCCAUGCCGUUCUGGUUCCAGCUUUAUCAAGUCACGUACCGUGUUUUCCAGCAGUACUGGCGCAUGCCCUCGUAUGUGCUGGCCAAAUGGGGCCUGGGCGUGUUUGGCGGCCUCUUUAUCGGAUUUUCCUUCUAUCACGCCAAAUCUUCUCUCCAAGGAUUGCAGACGAUUAUCUAUUCUAUCUUCAUGCUGUGCUCUCUCUUUCCAUCUCUUGUGCAGCAGAUCAUGCCGCUCUUCAUCACCCAACGAGACCUCUACGAAGUCCGCGAACGUCCCAGCAAAGCAUACAGCUGGAAAGCGUUCCUGAUGGCCAACAUCAUUGUCGAAAUCCCAUACCAAAUCGUCCUCGGCAUCAUCGUUUUUGCCUGCUACUAUUUUCCGGUGGUAGGCAUCCAAAGCUCCGCCCGCCAAGCCACCGUGCUCAUCCUCUGCAUCGAAUUCUUCAUCUACGUCAGCACCUUUGCGCACAUGAUAAUCGCCGCACUUCCGGACACCGUCACCGCCAGUGCUAUCGUUACUCUCCUCUUCGCCAUGUCCUUGACCUUUUGCGGUAUCAUGCAAUCGCCUUCCGCUCUCCCAGGAUUCUGGAUCUUCAUGUACCGUGCAUCACCGUUCACAUACUGGGCCUCGGCAAUGGUGUCUACACAGGUAUCAGGAAGAGAGGUGGUGUGCUCGUCGUCAGAGCUGUCGGUCCUUGAUCCCCCGGCGGGUCAGUCCUGCGGCGAGUAUCUGGGACAGUAUGCGGAGCUUGCUGGAGGCAAUCUGCUGAAUCCGAAUGCUACGACGGGGUGUGAGUACUGCUCUGUGAGCACGGCAGAUGCGUAUAUCAGUAUGUCGGGCAUUGUCGCGAGUGACAAGUGGAGGAAUUUUGGGAUCUUUUGGGUGUAUAUUGUUGUGCAGAUUGCGGCCGCGGCGGCGUUUUAUUAUUUGUUCCGUGUGAAGAAAUGGCGGAAGCAGUGA